Messenger RNA from Acanthamoeba castellanii str. Neff, 504 nucleotides. RefSeq lists its product as uncharacterized. Bases 1 to 504 code for a protein of 167 amino acids. Lineage: Eukaryota; Discosea; Longamoebia; Acanthamoebidae. The transcript has 3 exons. The record is from RefSeq and is a predicted model, not a curated record.
AUGCACUGUGGCAUGCACUUCUACUGCCAUUUCAUGCUCAUGACUCUCUACAAGGACUGCUAUGCUGUUGGCCAGAACCAGCUCUAUGAGGAGGUCAAGAUGUGGAUCCUCUGCUUGCUGAGGUCGCUCCACCACAAUGUCCAUAAAUGGGCGCAGUUGGUGGUGACCCUGGGCAACCUGACCACCUGGUGUUAUCUUGCAGCAGAGCUCAACCUUGCAGGAACAGUCAAAGGUGCAUGCCUGUGGAUGGACAGCUUUGAUGUCCCUCUCUCUGGCGUCAGCAAGAUGUCAAAGAAAGACCCAUUGUGGAGCUACAAGCUCAACUCGCCUAGCCAGCGCUUCAUGGCCCUGCUUGAUGCAUGUGGCCAGUUCUGCAUGCUGUGGGGUGGGUACUCCCAAAAAGAUUUGCAGGGCGUACAACUUUACUUUACCCUUUACGGCCGGCUGGGUCCGCCCAGCUAUGGCAGUGCCCAGGCCUGUGGAGAAGAAACGCACUCACUAUAA